GAGAAAAAUAUGAGAAAGAGAAUAUGAUUGACUCAUAAAAAAUCCACCCUCGUGGGAUGGAAAUUUGUAGAACGUAGUCAACAAGGGAACUGUUGACUCGUUUUGGAAAGAAGUGAGCUAGUCAAGAGCGUUCAUUUUCUUCUUGAUUAAAGAAAUUUCUUGGAAAGACUCGGUACAGAAAACAAAGAUCUAUAAAACCCUCAUUUCUCACCUGCAUUUCUUGCAAAAUUUACAGUAGUAGCCAUUGCAAAGAGCAGGGGAAUAGUUUGAGUAGAGGCAGAGUUUUUUUAUGGCUUGUUCAAGAGUCAAAGGUUAGCAGAAAAUUGAAGCUUUGGCUGGAAGAAUAUUUUUGUGACAAGAAUCGCUUCAAAAGAAUUAUGAAUUCUUCGCAGGAAAAGACAGGAAGAAAGCCGCUGCAAGGUUCGAGGCCGGCGCCACUCAGGGUUUCGCGAGAAUCGCAUCAGGUGCGGAAGCCGCCGCUGCCGAAUCAAUACAGACCGCCGGUUAUUAUUUACGCGCACUCUCCCGAGAUAAUCCACACAAAUGUCGGAGAAUUCAAGAAUCUUGUCCAGCGGCUCAUAGGUCAAUCCGCCAGCAACCCUGAUUUAUAUUCUCAGCCUCCUCCAGCGCCGGCGCCGACGGCUUCGGCAGGGAUGGUUUUUGAGGCCUCUCACAGUCCUUACCCUAACAAUUUUAGGGUUCUUAACAGCGAUCUUUCGCCAUUUUCUUUCCCACAAAAAGAAUCUGAGAGUUUUAGCGGAAACGAUUCGCCAGUGUCUCCAAAUAUUCCGAGCAAUUUGUUUUCUCCUUUGUCUCCAAACUUGUUCCUGCCCUCUCCGCGCCUCUUAUCUCCCGAUCUUUACAAAGAUUUGCCUUUAUUCACACCGCAGCUUCAGUCAGGUUACUCUGAUCAUUUCUUCUCGCCGGGGCAUGUUUUCCACAAGCAAUCGGAACUUUUAUUUACUCCCCCCCCUUCUGUUAGACCGUACAUGAACAUAAACGCUUUGUGGUCUCCAUCUCCUACUGGCUUUGAUCUCUUUAAUAAUCGGCCAUAAGGGCUAUUGAGUUUCUUUGAAAGCUCAUAUUUUCCAGCUUGAAGUUUGUCUGAAUAUGUAUCAAUGGCUAUGUAAGAAUUGGCAAAGCAAGCCAGGACGUUAAUCACUAGGUCUCUCUGUACAUUUUUUCUUAUUUCUCUAAUGGAUGACGUCACUUUAUCUGCAUUUA
Molecule: messenger RNA, 1224 nt
Organism: Cryptomeria japonica (Japanese cedar)
Lineage: Eukaryota; Viridiplantae; Streptophyta; Pinopsida; Cupressales; Cupressaceae
Product: protein MKS1
Exons: 2
Coding region: 378-1055 (225 amino acids)
Cellular component (GO): nucleus
Source: RefSeq, a predicted model, not a curated record